CGUGGGGGUGGAGUAGGGACGUUGGAAGGCGUGCCUCGGAGGCGGAGUCUCCAUCGAAAAUCCCGGCAUGCAUCCAACAUCUGUGUGGGUGUUCCUUGCUCCGAGUCUCUCUCUCUCUCUCUCUUUCUCUCCCUCUCUCUCCUUCUCUCUCUCUCUUCCUCCACCCGAUGGUAGAUGAUCAAGCCCGUGCGCGCUCUCCCCUCCUCUCUUUCUCUCAGUCUGACUCGCGACUUUCGUCCGUCAUCGCAUGGGAGUUCCUCCACUAUCAGACCCGUUAACAGCAGUCGGCGUCGAGGCACCCGCUAUAACGUCUCUCGCAUCCCCGGGUGCUGGUGCUCGCCGUUCCUGACCUGUCCGGCCGAUGGGCCGCACGGAAAUCAGUGUGCCCGACCGAUCCAGUUUCCACGCGUAAAUAUCGUUGUUAAAACCAGGGAUCGGCGUUUUAAUUGACAUUUAAAUUCGACAACUUCUCCGAAGAUUGAAUCUGGAGGAGAGGUGACCGCGCGCGCGCUCUGAUCGUGCCUCGAAUCAAUUUUUUUUCCGAACGGCAGCCGUUGUUGUUAGCCGAGCUUCGUGAAGGAUGGAGGAGGGGAUGAUUCUCGAAGAGGAUCGCAGUUGAAGAGGAGUUGAAGGAAGUGAGAUUUUUCUAAAAAUCCCGAGGGGAUUUAUUUAUAAAUCCUGGCGUGUAUUGUAUUGUUGUUGGUUGGUAAUCGACGGCUUCGUGUAUGAUAAAAAGUAAUCGGAGGGUGAACACAACCGGUUGGUUGACACCGUGGUGGUGGAACGGGCUCCUUGAACGAGGGGCGGAUGUCGUGUACAGUGGGGGGAGGAGGAUUGUUGUAAGAGGAAAGUGAUCGAAAUUGUUCCGAGCACGAUGAUGGAAGUGCAGCAGCAACACUCCCCCGUAGGGGUGGGUCCUCUCGACUUUUCGCGCAGAGGUGUCGCGGAGGCGUCCGCUUUCCGCGUCGUCAAACCGAAGCAAUCGGCCUCGUCGCUGGUGCACCAGCAAGCGUUGUCACCGGAAACGAAUAACAACGAGAAUUCGCUUCAAGAGAACCCGCAGAUUCCCGUGGAAACCGAAGGAGGAUGCAACGUUCGUCUAAUGUUCCCCAGACUGUGGGCCCCCUUCGGAAACCCUACCGAGGUCACCAGUCUACCACCCUUGCCGAAAAGUCACUCAGAACGACUGUCCUUCGGAGUGGGCCGCCUGGUGGGUUCUCCAGCGACGAGGAGUCCCUCCCCGUCUCACUCGCCCUGUCCCGACUCUCCCCCGUCGGAUCGGCGAGACGGCGAGGUGGACGUGGACGUGGAAGAGGAGGAAGUGGACGUAGACGUGGAGGAGGUCGGCGACGAGGACGAUCGCGACGCCACGUCGAGCCCACCCCGUUCCUCGACCACCCCCUCGCCGACGAGCGUCGCGAUAUCGCCCACGUUGAACCCACCCAAGAAAUCGGGCGACAGUUUCAGCGUCUCGGCCCUUCUCAGGCCGGAUCCACCCUCUGCCCACCUGCAAAACGCGUCCCCCCACAGGGACGCGGCGUCGAUCGGCGCCCAUCCACCUCCGCCCGGAUCCUCCAUGCUCUACCCACCCCUUCACCUUCAAGGUGGGCUGUUGCCACCCCAUCCUCACCAUCCCUUGUCGUACCUGCACCCUCAAUUGCUCCCCCAUCAUUUGUUACCUCCACACUUGCUGCUACGUGGCGUCCAUCCGGCCCACCCUGGACUCCACUCCACCCACACGGCGCACGGCCUCCAUCAUCAUCCUCUGGGCGAUGUCUACAGUUGCGUCAAGUGCGACAAGAUGUUCAGCACGCCUCACGGUCUCGAGGUGCACGCGAGGAGAUCCCACAAUGGGAAGAGACCGUUCGCCUGCGAGCUGUGCAAUAAAACGUUCGGCCAUGAAAUUAGCCUUACGCAACACAGAGCCGUGCAUUCCGCGGAGAAGGUGUUCGAGUGCAAGCAGUGUGGCAAGGCAUUUAAACGUUCCAGCACUUUAAGCACUCAUCUUUUAAUCCACUCGGACACGAGACCGUAUCCCUGUCAGUUCUGCGGGAAGAGAUUCCAUCAGAAGAGCGACAUGAAGAAGCACACCUACAUACACACCGGCGAGAAACCGCACAAGUGUCAAGUAUGCGGCAAAGCGUUCUCACAGAGCAGUAACCUGAUCACGCAUUCGAGGAAGCACACGGGCUUCAAACCGUUUGCCUGCGAGCUUUGCGGCCGGGCAUUCCAGCGGAAGGUCGACCUGAGAAGGCAUCGAGAGACCCAGCACGCCGAUCUGAACACGUCUCAAAGACCGUCGAUCGGCUCGAUCCCCGGCCAAAACUCUUUGCCUAACGGCAAUCCGCCGAUGAUGCAAUGAAUAAUUCUCAAACGAUAAUCAAACGGACUGUAAAACUUUUAAAUCCUCUGGGAGGAAACGAGGUUGAUAACGUUAAUCGAAAAAAUUCUUUCCGAAUGGUGCAAUCGAGGGGGGAAUCUUGGACGACGCGACGAAACGUUUCUUUUUUUUUUUUUUUUUUUUUUACUUUCCUUCGUCGUCCAAGCAAAUGGAUCGAAAACUUUUUACAUUUUAAGGGAGUAUGCACGUUUAACUUGUAUAUUUAACGGACUAUUUAUUAUUUAAUAAUUCGAAAUGAUGAUUGACGCGUUUUUUUUUCUUCCUUUUCUUUUCUUUUUUUUUUUUUUUAUUUUAUUCUUCGAGUGUGAGGGUUUCACCGUGGAUUUUAGAAUUCACGUGGACUGGAAUUCAACCGUGCAUUCCGAUACGUUAUUCCGGGACCGUGGUUGGACACGAACGUGUGUGUGUGUGUAUGUGUGUAUGUGUGUAUGUGCGUGCGUAUGUGCAAAGUGAUAUAACGCGCAUUAUUGUUACCAAAGCUGUACAUUCCAUACCGUGGCUCGAACAAGAAAGUACUAUUAAUAAGAGGUAUCGAUUUAAAUCGAUUUUUCUUUUCUUUUCUUUUUUUUUCAAACGAAAAACACUCGAUUACUGGAACCGUUUUUUUUUUUUUUAACAGAUUCUAUCUAGAGAUGAAAGGUAUCCGGAGAAAUCCAGUGAGGUUAUUUCUUUGUUUCCAGUCUCGCUACACUCCGUGUGUCGAAUCGUUAAGUAUUGAGAUAAUCGUUCACUCUACUUCUCUUAUUACGUAGACAUUUACACGGCGUUCGUUGCGGCAAUUAAACGAGUUUUAUUCGAUCGACAGUUUAAUUUCUGUUUCUGUUUUAAUUUCUGUUUCUGAUUAUUUCUUUAGGAUUUAGCAUUACCUAAGGAGUAGGUAAAUCGCUUGACACCGUGUGCACCUUAAUUAUUUUAAUCCUUUUUUUAAAUAUAAUUUUAACGAUAACGCACAAUUUUUCUUUUACAGCAAUUCACUACGUUAAUUUCGACAGAACGAAAUUUUGUUUAAUAAUUAUUAACGAAAUCAAAAUUAAUUCUCGUUGAUUCGUGUUGUACGUGUAUGAAAAUAAGAAUGGAAUGAAAUUUAUUGCAAAAUAAAAUUUUCAUCCUUCUCGUUUAAUCGUCGACAAUAGACAACGUAUAUAAGAAAGUACGAGCAGCGUACUGUAUUUUGCAUAUCUUCAGCACCUAUCGUUCAAGGAAGGGCAUCACCCACACCCAAAGUUGCAACUGUGACCAAAAAAAGAAGAACUUGUAAAUAGCACAUAGAUCGUAUCUCGCCUAGCCUAUAAGCGUAUAAAUAUAUAUAGAUAUUAUAAAUACGAGUAUAAAUAAGGGAAAGAAAAAAAAAGGAAAAAAAGAAGAACACAAAAC
Messenger RNA from Apis mellifera (honey bee), 3775 nucleotides. RefSeq names its product fez family zinc finger protein 1. The transcript is spliced from 5 exons. Gene Ontology annotation, biological process: regulation of transcription by RNA polymerase II. Gene Ontology annotation, molecular function: DNA-binding transcription factor activity; RNA polymerase II cis-regulatory region sequence-specific DNA binding. The record is from RefSeq and is a predicted model, not a curated record. NCBI's taxonomy places the organism in Eukaryota, Metazoa, Arthropoda, Insecta, Hymenoptera, Apidae. The coding region runs from base 875 to 2362 and encodes 495 amino acids.